UGCAUCCGUCUUUCAUCAAUAUAGUGACAUCCACACCGCUUCCAUGUCAGAAAAGGAAUUUACGACGAUUGCCUGCGUUCUCCGUAGAAACAAGUGCUGUAGAAAAAGAAGAAAUGAAGCAGAUUCAAUCGAACGAAGCAAUAGACGAAGAAGGGUUGUCUUAUCUAUCAAGGAAACAGAAUAGUACGCUAGAGUUGCGUUCGAACCAUCAUGGUCAUGCUUCAGUUUCGCACAGCGCUAUGUCAUUAAAGUAUCCCGGUUAUGCAAAGAUUGGUAGUGUUCAAAUACAUGAGUCAUUCAUUGAUACCACUAUGCAACCGUCUUUCCACGAUAUUAUAACAUCCACACCUCUUCCUUGUCAUAAGAUCAGGUCACGACAAACUCAAUUACCGGCGUUCUGCGUAAAAAAUAUUGCUACAGGAAAGGCGGUACACAACCCAAUGAAACUAAAGGAAGGGAUAUUCGAUGAGAAAUAUGUUUCCGAAGAAGAAUUGUUCAGCAGCGACGAUGAAGAUCCGGAUUGGAAAUUUGAGAAUGAUUCAGACAAUUUAACAGAUGAAAGCGAAGACGAAGUUCCGGCCUUGAACGAUCUAUCUAUAUAUGAGUAUUUCCAAAAGUAUAGAACUGUAGAUGAGAUUGAUUCAGAUGUCCCUGCUUCAGAUGAAUGCUUAGCAAAGAUGUCCUCCAUACAGACUGUGAAUUCGGCUUGCGAAUCUGAACCAGGUGCAAUCUCAACACGCCACGAUUAUGCUAAAAGGCUUCUCCUAUAGUUAAUAUUAGCAUACAAGCUGUAGACGAAAUGGAUGAACAAGAAGAAAAAAGAGAAAGGUUUGCAGUAUACCCGUCCAGAUGGAGUUACUAUGGCAGCACGACAAAUAAGGCC
Messenger RNA from Armigeres subalbatus, 883 nucleotides. RefSeq lists its product as uncharacterized. The transcript is spliced from 3 exons. The coding region runs from base 114 to 770 and encodes 218 amino acids. NCBI's taxonomy places the organism in Eukaryota, Metazoa, Arthropoda, Insecta, Diptera, Culicidae. The record is from RefSeq and is a predicted model, not a curated record.